This is a messenger RNA of Haemorhous mexicanus (house finch), 7047 nucleotides long. It is a transcript of the gene NID1, whose product is annotated as nidogen 1. Gene Ontology annotation, biological process: cell-matrix adhesion. Gene Ontology annotation, molecular function: calcium ion binding. NCBI's taxonomy places the organism in Eukaryota, Metazoa, Chordata, Aves, Passeriformes, Fringillidae. The coding region runs from base 9 to 3197 and encodes 1062 amino acids. The record is from RefSeq and is a predicted model, not a curated record. The transcript is spliced from 16 exons.
CCGCCGGGAUGCGCGCCCCGCCGAGCUGUCCGCGCUGGGCGCUGCUGGCCCUGGCGCUGCCCGUCCUGGCGCUGCCCGCAGAGCCGCUGGCGCUGCUGCCCCACGGCAAGGACCGCGGCGAUACCGCGCUGGAGCCCGGGGACGAUGUGCACUCGGCGGCGCUGGAGCUGAGCACGGCGCUGCGCUUCUACGGCGCGGCCGUGCGCUCCCUCUAUAUUACCACUAAUGGGAUUAUUGCAGUAAAUGAACCCUCAAGUGAAGAAAAAUACCUUGGUCAAUUCCCAGUGAGUUUUGGGGCCAUUGCUCCUUUUAUGGCUGACCUGGACACAACAGAUGGGCGUGGAAAUGUGUACUACAGAGAAGAUUCAUCCUCAGAUGUCUUGCAACUUGCAUCAGACUAUAUCAAAAGAGGUUUUCCUGAGACUGCUUUUGAUCCCAGCAGUGUUGUUAUUGUUACCUGGAAGCUUGUGGCUCCUUUCCAGGCACCAGGAGAAGAUCAUGCUUUGGAAGAAAAGAGAAACACAUUCCAGGCUGUCUUAGCAUCUUCUGAUUCCAGUUCCUAUGCUAUUUUCCUUUAUCCAGAAGAUAGUUUGCAAUUCUAUAGCACAUACUCCAAGAAUGGCAAUGAAAAUAUUCCUGCUAUGGUUGGAUUUAGUCAAGCCUCUACAAACUUCUACUUUUGGGAAAAGCCAGGAUCCUACAAUGUCAUUGCUAAUGGUGAAGACAGCAUUAGAAACCUGUACAAAAGCAGCAAUGCUGGGAAGCAGGGCAUCUGGGUGUUUGACAUUGGUAGCUCAUCUGACAGUAUCGUGCCUGCCAACAUCAGCAAUAUUUUGGUGAGCGUAGAGCCCAAUGAAGAAGACCAGGAGAUAACUUCUAAGCCCUUUAUGUCUGACUAUGGUUCCACUGAAAUAACACAGCAGUAUAUCACAAGUAGCGCGGACAGCACUGAAGAGGAUCAGCACCUUGUCACAUACAGUGUUCCUCAGCUAGCUGCAGAAGACUUUCUGACUUCAUUCCAAGAUGUUACAGGAACACCUUCAACUGAGUCUUUCUAUAGUCCUCAAAAUUUCCCAACAGCAAAAGCUCCACCUCGCCAGUUUCGGAUCCAGCAGUUCCCCCCACAGCCACCUCAAGUCAUAGAUGUGGAAGAAUUUGAUGAAACUGGCAUAGUGUUUCGCUACCACACAGAUGUCCAAGAGACCUGCGCUAACAACCGUCACCAGUGCUCUGUUCACGCUAUUUGCAGGGAUUAUCCCAACGGGUUUUGUUGCAGUUGUAUUGCUGGUUACAAAGGAAAUGGCAGACAGUGUGUAGCAGAAGGUUCUCCUCAGAGAGUCAACGGCAAGGUCAGAGGAAGAAUCUUUGUAGGAAACAACCCUGUCCCAGUUGUAUUUGAGAACACUGAUCUCCACUCCUAUGUUGUGAUGAACCAAGGGCGUGCCUACACUGCUAUCAGCACAAUCCCAGAAGCUUUGGGGUAUUCUUUACUACCUCUUGCCUCUAUUGGAGGUAUCAUAGGAUGGAUGUUUGCUGUGGAACACCAAGGAUAUAAAAAUGGAUUCAGCAUUACUGGUGGUGAGUUUACACGGCAAACAGAAGUAACUUUUCUUGGCAACAAUGAGAAGCUCGUUGUAAAGCAGAAGUUUAGUGGCAUUGAUGAGCAUGGUCACCUCACCAUCAGCACAGAAAUGGAGGGGAGAAUACCUGAGAUCCCACCUGGGGCAUCAGUCCACAUAGAGCCCUACACUGAACUCUACCACACUUCUAGUUCUGUGAUCACUUCAUCGUCCUCGAGGGAGUACACGGUGACAGAGCCAGAAAGGGAUGGAGUGGCUGCCACAUACACGGGCGCCUAUCAGUGGCGCCAGACCAUCUCCUUUGAUGAAUGCAUCCAUGAUGACUCCCCCCAUUCUGCUCCUGCCACUCAGCAGCUCUCAGUGGACAGUGUGUUUGUCCUGUACAACAGGGACGAGCAGAUCCUGCGAUACGCCAUGAGCAAUUCCAUUGGCCCCAUCAGUGAUGGUUCUGCUGAUAUUAACCGGCAUCCUUGCUACACUGGCACUCAUAACUGUGACACCAACGCUGUGUGCCGUCCAGGAACUGGGAAUCGUUUCUUCUGCGAAUGUUCGAUUGGCUUCCGUGGAGAUGGAAACGUUUGUUACGAUAUUGAUGAGUGUUCGGAGCAGCCAGGGCUGUGUGGCAGCAAUGCAGACUGCAACAACCAGCCGGGAACCUACCGCUGCGAGUGUGUUGGGGGAUACCAGUUUGCAGCAGAUGGGCAGACUUGUGUUGCUCUGGAGCCUGAGGUAAACCACUGCCAGAGGGGCACACACAACUGUGACAUUCCUCAGCGUGCUCAGUGUGUGUACACUGGAGGGUCUGCCUACAUCUGCACCUGCCUCCCUGGCUUCUCCGGAGAUGGGCGAGCCUGUGAGGAUGUAGAUGAAUGUCAACAGGGCCACUGUCAUCCAGAUGCUUUCUGCUACAACACUCCUGGGUCCUUCAGCUGCCACUGCAAGGCAGGUUAUCGUGGGGAUGGUUUCCGAUGUGUGUUAGGAGAAGUAGAAAAGACCAAAUGCCAGCAUGAACGGGAAGUAGCUCUUGGCAGUGGAGGUGCUUUCUUCCCAAGGGAUAUAAGAGUUGGUCACUUCAUUCCCCAGUGUGAUGAGCAUGGGAAUUACUUACCCACUCAGUGCCAUGCUGGCAGUGGAUAUUGCUGGUGUGUGGAUAGGGAUGGAAAUGAGAUUGAUGGCACCAGAAGCGGUCCAGGGGUUCGACCACCAUGUCUGAGCACAGCUGCUCCCCCUGUUGUUGUUGGGCCCUCUGUUCGACCAGACACGGUACCUCUGCCACCAGGAACGCACUUGCUUUUUGCCCAAAGUGGUAAAAUUGAACAUGUUCCACUAGAGGGAAACAAUAUGAAGAAAAAUGGUGCAAAAGCACUCUUGCAUAUUCCAGACAAAGUUGUUAUUGGAGUUGCUUAUGACUGUGUGGACAAGAUGGUUUAUUGGACAGACAUCAGCGGCCCUUCGAUCAGCAGGGCCAGCCUGCACGGUGGGGAGCCAACAACCAUAAUCAAAACAGGUCUCCGGAUCUUUAACAAGAACCGGGGGCCUGGCUUUCAGGUGCAGCUGCUCAUGAUGACCAAAGUGCCUAACUAUGGGUGGAUCAAGAUUAUCAAAGGAACAAUUUAAAAAGUUCAUUGUAAAAAGCGCCUUGGACAGUCUGACUUUGGGGGACUCCACCUUCACUGCCGUACAUUGUUGUUCCAGAACUCUUUUUAGGCUCUGGUGGGUCCUCUCCACCACAGCUUGGCCUGCUGGGGAAUAGAGGAUGCCAGUUUUGUGCUCUAUCCCCCAUUGCUGCAGGAACCUCCUGAAUUCCCUGGAUUUAUACGCUGGGCCAUUGUCCGUUUUGAUGACCUUGGGGAUGCCCAGCACAGCGAAAGCUUGUAUGAGAUGUUUUUCUGUGUCAAUGGCUUUCUCUCCUGUAUGGGCAGAAGCAUUAACCGCACUGGAGAAAGUGUCCACCGAAACAUGGACAUAACUCAGUCUGCCAAAGGAUGGAACAUGGGUCAUGUCCAUCUGCCACACUUCACAACUGGACAACCCUCUGGGGUUGGCGCCAGAACAGAUGGAUGGUAGUUGAUGGGACUGGCACUGUGGACAUGUUGCCACGAUCGCCUUGGCUUGUUCACGUGUAAGUUGGAAUUGGCGAACAAGGCCAGGGGCGUUUUGAUGGAACAGCUGGUGGCUGAUCUUAGCUUGAGCGAACACAUCGGGAAGUGGGGCCAUCUGAGCUGGCGCAGCAAGGGCAUCAGCUCUUCGAUUACCCUCCGCAAUGAACCCCGGCAGGUUGGUGUGUGACCUGACAUGCAUCACAAAAAAGGGUUGCUCUCGGCGGGAAACUAAUGUGACAAGUUUUGAGAGCAAAUUAAACAAUGGAACAUUGGACACUUCUUGCAAGAUGGCAUUUUCUGCUCUGGACACUACACCAGCUACAAAAGACGAAUCUGUGACCAAAUUAAAUGGUUCUGAGAACUUCUCAAAGGCUCUGACGACUGCGUCAAGCUCAGCUACGUGAGGUAAUCCCUCUACCUCAGUGAUGUCAGCCUCCCACUGCUGAGUUUGAGGAUCCUUCCAAGUCAUCACUGACUUGUGGGAUGCUCCGGACGCAUCAGUAAACACAGUCAAAGCCUUCAGAGGGGUUCGACUCUGGACACUCUUUAAUGAUAAAACAAAUUGGACAUCCUGAUUAAAAAUUUUGUGGGCCGGCUGAUCAACAGCAAUUUGGCUGGUGUAGCUGUCCAAGGCAAAUUGCAACAUUUCAUUUUCGCGGAGUAAUUUUUCAAAAGUGUCCAAUUUAAACUGGCCUGCUUUCAAUUGGAUGGGGAUGUGAAUGCAGCCAAAAUCACAACCUGCAAGCUCCCUGAUCCGCAAUCUUGCUUUGCGGAUCAGUUCUGCCACCAGCUCUUGUGGCAAUGUCAUCCUUUUGGACCGAUGGUGGCUGAGGAAGACCCAGUCUAUAAUCAAGAGAGAGUCUCCUGAGCCUUGGUCCUUGCCCUUAACAGACUCGUCCCACUGGAGAAUCAUGCCAUGAAGAUGUGGUAGCUUCCCUAAAAUGAUCAACUUGAAUGGCAGACCCGGUUGGUAUCUGUGGGCCUGCCUGGUGGAAAUUGACUUUUGGAUCUUCUCCAGUGCAGCCUCUGCCUCUGGGGUAAGAGACCUAGGACAACUAAGCUCCUCUCACCCUUUCAAUAAAUCGAAAAGGGGGGCUAAGUCGUCAGUUGGAAUGCCUAGCCAAGGCCUUACCCAGUUCAAAGACCCACACAGCUGGUGGACAUCUGCCAAUGUCUUGAUGUUAGUUUUAAUUGCUAAUUUUUGCGGAACAAUGGUCCGCUUACUAAUCUCCAAACCCAAGUACUUCCAGGGUGGCAUCCAUUGAAUUUUGUCUUCUUGGAGCUCGAAUCCUGCAGCAAUCAAUGCAUUGAUUGUCAGGUCAAGCGCAUGGGUAAGUAUGUCGUCUGUUGGAGCACAAACAAGAAUAUCAUCCAUAUAAUGAAAAAUUAUUGCGUCUUUGGCUGUCUCAUGAACUGGGGACAGCAAGGAAGCUACGUACCAUUGGCAGAUGACUGGACUGUUCUUCAUUCCUUGGGGUAAAACAUGCCAAUGGUAGUGCUUCCUUGGGGCUUCACGGUUGAUGGUGGGGAACCGUGAAGGCGAAAUGCGGGGCAUCAUCAAGGUGUAGAGGAAUUUGGAAGAAACAAUCUUUAAUGUCUACGACUGCCAAAUUCCAAUUUCGAGGGAGCAUCGUCGGGGAUGGCAUCCCUGGUUGGAGGGGACCCAUGUCUUGAAUAACAUUAUUAAUUUGGCGGAGGUCGUGGAGGAGUCGCCACUUAUCUUUAUUGGGCUUUUUGAUGACAAACACUGGGGAGUUCCACUCUGACAUGGUCUCCACCAGGUUGCCUUUGCAUAGCUCCUCCUCAACAAGCUCAUUGAGUGCCUUCAAUUUUUGCUUAUUGGGCGGCCACUGCUCUACCCACACUGGUUCAUCAGUCUUCCAAUUCAAUUUAUGGAUAGGGCGCUCUUCAGUGACUGCUGCUCAAAAAACUUGAGGAGCUGCUGGAAGGUCAAUUUUGGCUCCCCAUUGGGUGAGAAGGUCCCUCCCCCACAGGGGUUCCGUAUAAUCUAAGACGAAUGAGCGUACUGACGCCAAUUGCUCAUCCGGCCCCUUAAUUUGCACGACACUCUUAGAUUAUUGUGCCAAUUGGAUGCCUCCAACACCUUGAAUGCGUCCAGUCACGUCCUGCAACUCCCAAUGCGACGGCCACUCCCGAGAGGGAAUGAUCUUCACAUCUGCCCCUGUGUCCAAAAGUCCCCGCAGAGUCUUAUGGUCCCCACCCCUAGAAAGGGAGCAAGUAAGGUGUGGCUUCUCUCGGCCUAAGACUUGGGCCCAGGCAACUGUGUGAGUGUCCUGUGAAUUGGUGCCAAAUUGCUCUAGGCUCCAGGUCAGCUCAGGCACUGGAAUGGUCUGAACUAAAAUUUGACCCCUUCGCAGGAAGAUGGGGGGACGGACACAAUACAACCCUAGUGAAAAUUUUUUGGGAUCUGACGUCAACAGACCUGGGACGAUACUAAGUUCUGGUGGUGUGAAUUUUGUGUCUCCAACAACAACAUACAGCUGACUUCUUUCCAAGUACCUGGCAACUCUGGACACACGCUCACAAGAUGGAAGUUGGUGUCUCUGAUGUAAAAGGGCUCGGUCAGCUGCACCCUGAAAGGGACAGUUUUAGAAACAGUUGUUAAAAUUGGCUUGGGCUGAAUACAGUCUAGACACGUCAAGUCCGGUAAGGAAUAGUCACAAUUGGCUGUGGUCACAGGCGGGCUUGGCUUGUUUCUUCCCUUUCUCUCCCUGCAUAAUGCUAUUAGUCCUGCCUUAUUUGUAUCUUGGUGCAGGGAGGAACUGCGCUCAGAAAUCAGUUUUUUGGUUGCAUGUUUCCCUGCGCUCUCUGUGCCUUUCUGAAUUCAAAAAAAUUAAGUCUUAAAGGACAGUCUGGCAUCCAGUGCCCAAGUUUCCCACACAGAUGGCAGGGAGCGGCUCUCCUCUGGGCUGGUCCUGGGGUGCGGGGGUGCGGCUGAUGGUCGACCGGUGGGGCUGAAUCUGCAGGCAAGGCGUCAGCAGCGUCGGCAGCAGCAACUCUCCGGGGUGGCUGUCUGGUCUUCAGGUCAAAGUCCACAGGCGAAAUGGUGACCUUGCGAGCACACACUUCCAACAUGUGGUGCCGGGUGGGAGGAGGAUCCAGAGGCAGGCUGAAGAUGGCUGCCGUGCAUGCUGGAUUGGCAUUGGCAAAGGCUACUUCCUUAAGAAUUUCAGCUUUGGCUUCCUCACUCUGCACCUGAAGAUCAAUUGCCUUGCGGAGGCACUCAACAAAGACAACAAACUGUUCAUCUGGUAGCUGAAAAAUCUUAGAAUAUGUUAAAUGCAGUGCUGCCGGCUUAAGUACAAAUAAAGCUUUUUCUUCUGCCUUUGCACUCUCUCUUAAAA